AUGGCGUCACAUAUACAACUCUCGAUACCACAGGAAGGGAAACUGGUGAAUGUCGUGCCCGUAGUUCUAAAGGAAGCCGCUCUUGAUUCACCGAGUUUUCGAGCUACGACGGUACAUUUCUCCGAGCAGAUAGAUUAUAUGGAAAGAUGGCUCGACAAUUAUAUCAAAACUACAGGGCGGCUUACGUCCGAGCUGGCGUCGCUGGAGAACAUAUCGAACGGAAUCCUUGCUCAUAUCACCUCCCCGCCCAAUAUCUCCGAAGCCAUCCUCGAUCAAGACUACGCUUUACUCGCAAUGAAACGUUACGGGGAGUGCUUUAGAGAUAGCUGGUCUGGAAUGAUAAAUGCAACCAAGCGGUUCGAGGUACAGGUUGCAGAACCCAUCAGGGCGUUCAUGCAGGGAGAUAUACGAGCAUUCAAGACAUAUCGCUACUCUCCGUUAACACCUGUACAGGAGCUACGAAGGGUCCUUGAACAGACUCAGAAGCAGUUUGAUCAGCUACAAGCAAGAUAUUCCUCCCAGGGAAAAUCAAAAGAGCCGUCUUCUUUGAGGGAAGAUGCAUUCCAACUCCAUGAGGCCAGAAAAGCAUACCUCAAAGCCUCCAUGGACUUCUCUGUACAAGCUCCACAGCUCAAGGUUGCACUGGAAAAGCUUCUUGUUAAAGUGUUUUUUGACCAGUGGCGGGAAUUCCGGGUUGUCAGGGAUGCAUCCUCGGCUACCUUCACCAAAUAUGGGCAGGAGAUGGAACGAACAAAAGGAUGGACCCAUGAGUUGGAGGCAGGGGAGAAGUCUGCCCGCAGGGAUCUGCUGAUUGCAAGGAAACAAAUUGAAGAGACGGUUGAGUAUUCUACGAGACCUUCAAGAGAACUGGACGAUUAUUCUAUAUCCACAGUGCCAUACCUUGGCUCACACGGACCUGCAUCCGUCAAACUUGCUGAGAGCCAUGUUUUCCUACCGGAAAAGCAAGGGUGGCUUAACCUAAGGGUCCUCACCGGAAAGCCAACGAGGACACUUUGGGUGCGGCGUUGGGCUUUUUUGAAGAAUGGAAUAUUUGGCUGUCUGGUUCAGAAUCCUAGGACUGGCGGAGUGGAAGAGAGUGAACGAAUAGGCGUAUUGCUUUGCAGCAUCCGUCCAGCUUUUCAAGAAGAACGCCGUUUCUGUUUCGAGGUUAAGACCAAGAGCAACACAAUCCUACUACAAGGAGAGACUCAAAAAGAACUCACAGACUGGAUAGGGUCAUUUGAAGCUGCUAAACGAAAAGCUCUUGAAAGCCCUAGCUCAGAGAUGUCAGCGGCUUCAAAAUCGAAAUCACCAGAUCCAGCGUUUGCAAUCUCACAACCCCCUGCCCCUGAAUUUGCUGCGGAUCCUUCUGACUCUUUGACUCCGAACACCACUGAGGAGCUGCCUGCUGUUGAACGCGGGGCCACCGCACCUUUACUAGAUUUAGAUGCUCUAGGUGUCAGGAGCAGUGGUGAUUUCUCUCACUCUAGACGAUCUACCGGGCCGGACAGAGACGCUGACGGUGCUGGUCGGGAUCACACCUCAAGGAUAAUCCAGAAGUUAGAUAUCCACCGAAAGCAAAAUCCAACUUCGCCUCUUCUUGUGCCACCUUCACCUGCGCAACCAUCGAGUGGUAUUGCUAGCCUGAUAUCCGCGAGCCAUAGUAUGUUCCCUGUCACAUCUGUUCCCUUUGCAAAGGAUGGCAAUGUCGAGAGCGGCAAAUCAAGAGGUGCCUCUAAAGGAGAUCGCAGCCAAACCUCCCUUGCGCCAUCAACAUUAGUUAACCCUCCUGCACCUACGAAUAUGAGUAGAGUGGCUAUUAUGGUCAGCGCCGAGAGAGGCAUUGGUAUGGGACCAGGUGAUAUCGCAAGUUCGAUACCCACUGGAAUGAUGGCCAAUUUAUGGGGAAGUUCACAAUGGGCAAUGGUGAAUCAGCUCCAACGAGAAGAACCGCCUGGAGCCCCUGCGAGUACUCCUAAUCAGCCCGUAGUUGAAAUAACUCCAGAUACCCCCUCUAGCUCUACAGGUAACCCUCAAGGUCGUACAUCUAUGACACGUCAUAGGGCUACGGUCAGCCUUGGAGAUACUGGAGCAUUCCAUCCAGAUACCGUCACAGCGCCUCAUGACUACCCAUCUUACUAUCCACAGCAACUCAGACCCCACAACUCUCAAUUCCGCCUACUUUUCCCACAUAUACCCAGAAACGAAAGUCUUGUUCUUGUUUUCAGGGCCACAUUUAGCCCAAAUGAUCAACAAGAUUUCCCGGGAAGAGCCUUUGCAACUACUCACAACAUCUAUUUCUAUAGCAACCAUCUUGGCCUUGUUUUAACCACCUGCGCCAAUCUACGCAGUAUAACCGAGGUUACGGCAGCACCGGGAAGGGAUUGUGACUUCUUAUAUCUUCAUGUUGUUCCUGAAAAAGGCAGCGAUAUCCCUGGACGUCUAGGGGUAAAAACAUUCUUGGAGCCCUUGAAAUUGCUGCAAAGAAGACUGAAUUACCUUGUCACCAACGCUGCUCUGGAUAACCCAGCGGGCUUAGAAACAGUAAUUAACACACUUAUUAAGCUGGAAACCACUGGUCCGACAAGAACACCUAGUAUGGACAGUUGGGAAAAUGUAUCUUUGAACACCCCAGCUGAUGACGGUACCAUGGUACCAAAACCAGAGAAAUUGCUGAAAGCCAGCACAUACAUUGACCACGACCUGGAUAUCGAUCCCACCAAGCAGAACCCUGCCACACAAGCUUCUCGUAUAAGAUUGCCUUCACAGCCAGUCAUAUAUGAACCACAAGGCUCCCUUAACCUUGCUGCUGAGCAAUACGUUAACAUGAGCCCCAAAGCUUUAUUCCUCGUGCUAUUCGGAGAUAAUAGUCCUAUUUGGCAACUGUCUCAGCACCAAAGAAGAGCGCAGAAUAUCAAGCAAGGGCCUUGGGUCACUUUACCUUCCUCUCACCUUCGACGUGAGAUGGCGUAUCAAAUUCGCAUGGUUGAUACUUUCGGGCGAUCCCACCUCGCAGACGUCUGUGAUUACCAAAUAAUAGAUGUAUUUAACGACCACCUUUGCUAUGUUGUCACGGACAAACGCACUCCCUGGCAUCUACCAUUCAAGCGGCAAUUUAGGCUCGUUAGCAAAGCUGUCAUCACCUAUGUUUCCAAAUCUAAAUGCAAGCUGGCUAUAUUCACCAAGGUUGAGUGGAUAUCGCAGCCAUAUCUUAUCAGCAGUAUAAUCGAACGGCAGGCAAUGAAGGAGCUAGAACAAAGCUCACUAGAUCUGAUCGACCUAGUAUCAGACCAAGUAAAACGACUUGGGCCGUAUCCUACAACGAAAAGCGCAAUUUCCAUGUUUGGUAACAUUGGCCAUCAGACAGAAACUUCCAACAUUACGGUUUCUGAGAGAGUUCGGUUACAGCUACAGCGCCCAUUAAAGCAGAGUGGUUUGCUGCCACUGCUACUAGAAACAUCUGGAUCGUUAUUCCAAUCCGCAGCAUCGUCCUUGAUUAUCUGGUUCUGGGCCCUGCUUCGAUGGAUUUGGAAAGUAUCUAAUGCCAAUAAGACUAUUCUAUUGCUAUUGAUACUCAGUAUUCUCGCUAAUGGGUUUCACUCAUGGCGUGAUACAAUGGAUUGGUGGCAAGAACGCAACGCGGGUAAAUUCAUGGCCCGCCUUGGUGUUCGUCCAAACAUAGUGAUGGGCAAAGCAGUCUAUCUUAAAGAUUUAAAUGACGCUGUUCCGGAUUCGGUAGGGAUUCAGGGCUUCAAUACUAGCAUUUGUUUUUCAACAUUCCGUGAAGAGAACGGAUUAACAAGAAAUGACUUACUGUUACCGCCAUCAAGCACACCUACUCAGAAUAAAAUAUCACGUAACGCAGCCUACCGGCUCCAACGUACUCGGGAAAGACUUGGGUCCUAUCGCCACAACCUCCUUGUGGGCCUAAAGGUGGUGAAUAGCAUCGAGAAGGAAGUUCUUCACUUGGAGUGGGAACGAUGGCUUCGUCGAGAAACCGGGAGAUGCGCCAUGCUUGAUAUAAUGCUCAAAGAGCGUAUACAAUAUCACGAUAAUGACGACUAUGACGGAGUUUUGGGUAUUCGAAAACAGAUUUUAUCUGGAAACAAGAGAGAAAUUGAAAAGUGGUAUAAGGAGUAUUGUUCGAGUUGCCAGCGGGACCAGGAGAGGGUUCUUAUCGAUAAUUAG
Molecule: messenger RNA, 4188 nt
Organism: Trichophyton rubrum CBS 118892
Lineage: Eukaryota; Fungi; Ascomycota; Eurotiomycetes; Onygenales; Arthrodermataceae
Exons: 8
Coding region: 1-4188 (1395 amino acids)
Cellular component (GO): plasma membrane; cytoplasm; endoplasmic reticulum
Molecular function (GO): protein binding
Source: RefSeq, a predicted model, not a curated record